This is a messenger RNA of Dovyalis caffra, 663 nucleotides long. The record is from the annotation of a GenBank genome assembly. NCBI's taxonomy places the organism in Eukaryota, Viridiplantae, Streptophyta, Magnoliopsida, Malpighiales, Salicaceae.
AUGCUGGCUCGGGUCAAACUAGAAAAGGGUUGCAAGUCAAGAGGGAUUAAACUUAGUGGAGCCUUGGCAGCUGCUGGUUUGAUUGCAGCACAUUCCACUAAAGACCUUUCUGAUCAUCAAAGGGAGAAGUAUGCUGUUGUAACCCUCAUUGACUGCCGCUCCAUUCUUGACCCUGUUCUCAGUAGCGAUUAUAUGGGAUUUUAUCACUCUGCCAUCCUAAAUACUCAUGACGUAAGUGGAGGUGAAAAUCUAUGGGAUCUAGCAAAAAGGUGCUACACGGCCUAUUCGAAUGCAAAGAACAAUAACAAGCAUUUCACGGACAUGGGUGACCUGAACUUCCUCAUGUGCAAGGCAAUCGAAAAUCCAGGAUUAACUCCGUCGUCAUCGUUGAGGACUGCCUUCAUAUCAGUAUUUGAGGACCCUGUCACUGAUGAUACUAACGAAAUGCAUGGAGAGGUGGGGGUAGAGGAUUAUGUGGGGUGCUCGUCAGUCCAUGGUGUGGGCCCUUCCGUCGCCAUAUUUGACACCAUACGAGAUGGACGGUUGGAUUGUGCUUGUGUGUAUCCAUCACCUUUGCAUUCAAGGGAUCAAAUGCAGAAGUUAAUUGAUGAUAUGAAGAAAAUUCUUGUUGAUGGUUGUGCCAAUGGGGAGAGUGAGAGCUAG